Messenger RNA from Lacerta agilis (Sand lizard), 5588 nucleotides. RefSeq names its product DEAD-box helicase 6 (gene DDX6). The transcript is spliced from 14 exons. Gene Ontology annotation, molecular function: mRNA binding; RNA helicase activity; ATP binding. NCBI's taxonomy places the organism in Eukaryota, Metazoa, Chordata, Lepidosauria, Squamata, Lacertidae. Gene Ontology annotation, biological process: P-body assembly; cytoplasmic stress granule assembly. Bases 480 to 1931 code for a protein of 483 amino acids. Gene Ontology annotation, cellular component: cytoplasmic stress granule; P-body. The record is from RefSeq and is a predicted model, not a curated record.
GCCUUGAGAGAGGAAGGAAGGAGGAAGCCGCCAUCUUGUUGUCGCGUCGCCUCCGCCGCCGCCAUAGUCCGGAGCAGACCCACCGAGUGACGGGCUAGGAGAUAGGCCGACACCCGGAGCGGGCGACCGAGCGCAGCAAGGCAGGCGCGAAAGAAGGGAAGAAAUAAAAGAAAGGAAGGAGGAAGGAAGGAGGAAGGAGAGAGAGAGCGAGCAGGCAGCAGGGCCGAUUGAAGUGAGUGGUUUUUGGAUAGAACUCAAGUUUGUCAGAAGACUUUUUUUUUUAAGAGAGUUGUUCCACAGUGCAAGUGACUGCUUUACUCUUGAGUGACUUUACAGGUGCUUGCCUGCGUUGCAAUAAAAGACUCAUAUAUUGAGCAGGACCUUAUUUAUCUCUUCAUCUUGGAGAGUCUAAUAAACUAUUACGGUUUGUGUACUCACAAAGUUUUGAAGUUGAAAAAGACAUCUUUAUAAAGCAAAACAUGAGUACAGCCAGAACAGAGAACCCUGUUAUAAUGGGUCUCUCCAGUCAAAAUGGACAGCUGAGGGGCCCCGUAAAACCCACUGGUGGCCCAGGAGGCGGGGGAACACAGGCUCAGCAACAGAUGAACCAGCUGAAACAUCCCAACACAAUCAAUAACGGCACUCAGCAGCAAGCACAGAGCAUGGCCUCCACUAUCAAACCUGGCGAUGACUGGAAGAAGACUUUAAAACUCCCUCCAAAAGAUCUGAGAAUUAAAACUUCGGAUGUGACAUCCACAAAAGGAAAUGAAUUUGAAGAUUACUGCCUGAAACGGGAGUUGCUGAUGGGAAUUUUUGAAAUGGGCUGGGAAAAACCAUCUCCGAUUCAGGAGGAGAGCAUUCCCAUUGCUUUGUCUGGGAGGGAUAUCUUGGCUAGAGCUAAGAACGGAACCGGAAAGAGCGGCGCCUACCUCAUUCCCUUACUUGAACGGCUUGACUUAAAGAAGGAUAACAUACAAGCAAUGGUGAUUGUUCCCACACGAGAACUUGCCCUGCAGGUCAGUCAGAUCUGCAUCCAGGUCAGCAAACAUAUGGGAGGGGCCAAAGUGAUGGCAACCACUGGAGGAACCAACCUACGUGAUGACAUAAUGAGGCUUGAUGAUACAGUGCAUGUGGUGAUAGCUACACCAGGGAGGAUUCUGGAUCUCAUCAAGAAAGGAGUAGCAAAGGUGGACCAUGUCCAGAUGAUUGUUCUAGAUGAGGCAGACAAGCUGCUGUCCCAAGAUUUUGUUCAAAUAAUGGAGGACAUUAUUCUCACGCUACCUAAAAAUAGACAGAUCUUGCUAUACUCAGCCACUUUCCCUUUAAGUGUACAGAAGUUUAUGAAUUCCCACUUGCAGAAACCUUAUGAGAUUAACUUGAUGGAAGAGCUGACACUGAAGGGAGUUACUCAGUACUAUGCCUAUGUAACUGAGCGUCAGAAAGUUCAUUGUCUCAACACACUAUUCUCCAGGCUCCAAAUCAACCAAUCAAUCAUCUUCUGCAACUCUUCCCAACGGGUUGAACUACUAGCUAAGAAAAUUUCCCAGCUGGGGUAUUCGUGCUUCUAUAUCCAUGCAAAGAUGAGACAGGAGCACCGCAAUCGUGUGUUCCACGAUUUCCGGAAUGGCUUAUGCCGCAAUCUUGUUUGCACUGAUCUGUUUACCCGAGGUAUUGAUAUCCAAGCUGUGAAUGUUGUGAUAAACUUUGAUUUUCCAAAGCUGGCAGAAACGUAUCUCCACCGUAUUGGCAGAUCAGGUCGAUUUGGCCACCUUGGGCUAGCCAUCAACUUGAUCACCUAUGAUGAUCGGUUCAACCUGAAGAGUAUUGAGGAACAGCUGGGUACAGAAAUCAAGCCGAUCCCCAGUAACAUUGACAAGAGCCUGUAUGUGGCAGAAUACCAUAGUGAGCCUGUAGAAGAUGAAAAACCUUAACUGCUGCGCUUUGCUUAAACACACAAGCUUAAAGCCCUUUGAUCCGGAUAUGUGAUACAUUGUUUCUUUCGGGAUGCCCUUCUCUUUGUGGGUUUUUCAUCUAUUGUUUUUGGAACUAUGAAGAUUAAAGAGCUGAGUUUUUUUUUUCCUUUUUUUAAAAAUCUGGCUGUGAGGAUGGAAGCAGAAAAUAGGAAGGAAAUACCUUUGUUUUUCCCACAUGUUUGCACUGUGUGCUGACUGAACAUUAGUUGCACUAACUGCUGGUUUUAAUUUCUUUCUUUGUGGUGGAGAAGAAGAACUCUGAAAAGAGAAGACUCCCAAAUUCAAGCUUGACUCUGCGAUUUCAGAUUCACCCACAGCCGCCUGACUGAGUGCAUUUCAACUUCUCCCCGGCUCCUCAUCUGUCUUUUAAGCUAAAGAGCUUGUUACUUAUUUGUGCAAAGUGCCUUAUGCUAUGAGACCAUUCAGAAUAUCACCCUUCAGAUACAGCCCAAGGAGUCAUUUUGGUUCAGGUCAAAGUCUCUCUCCCCACCUCCACUCCCUACCCCUCUCGCACACAAGCUGGGCCGGGAGGUGACACUUGUCAGUAAUACUUUUUUUUUGUUCAACUUUUUUUUUUAAUGGAGGAGUUAAGAUGCAGAUGCAGUUCACCCACUCUGUAAAUACGUGUAUUUAAACAAAAGAACCCGGACCACCUGGGUUGAUUUGAGUGCAACAUCAACACCCCAGGAGGAAAGAGCCACUUGCCACCCACCUGCAAUAUGGAGCCAUCCGAAAAGCCCUCCUUGUGCUCUUGUAGAACACUACAGACUGGUUUCCGUGAGUCUCCGUUGGUGGUCACAGCACUUGCUAGGUAGACUUGUCUCAGAGCCGUGGUGUUCUUUCCUUUCUGAAGCGUGUUCCACAGAAAAUUGGAUGUGUAUACUUGUAUAAACUCUGUAAAUAUGUGUUUUUUCUGUUAUGGGUUCAUAUAUAACUUUCUUUUUUCCUUUUUCCUGUUUUGAUGAAGUUUGCUGGGGUUAAAGGGAUUAUAGAUAGAUCUUGACAGCAGCUAAAGGUGAGAGGGGCUCAGUUUUCUGCAACACUACUCCAUGCCAAGCACUACGACUUCAGACCUGGAAGAGAUCUGGGGGUGGGGUAGAAGUGUGUCUGGGGAGCCCUUUUGGAGGCACACCUGGAUUCCUGCCUACAAGAAACUCCAGGAAGGUGGCAUCAGUGCUGGAGGGGGCACAGUCCUCCUUUGCCUUCUUGCAAGACAGAAAAGGACAUGCAAAGUGGAUUUGGGACUAAAAAGAGCAAAAACUGUUGACCAAUUCCAGAGUUCUCUUGGAUUGGGUUGCCUCUUUCAACUUCUUUUUGACUUUGUCUCAAGCCUGUCUGCCUAGAGACUGGAGCAGGCCAGGGCAAGCCCCUCCUUGCCCCUGCCCAAGCCUUUGCUCUCCUCUCCCUUCUCUGCUGCAGGUGGCCCGCAUGCCUUGAUUACGACAGGUAAAAGCUUUAGGUCCAAGUAGUGUUGCUUUAAAUUGUGCCCCUCCCAAUAUGCUUGAUGUUUGGCCUGAUCUGCAGGCAAAAGGAGUGAGUAAACUCAACCUGUAAACUUCUUAAGAAUUCCCUUCCAGCCUGACCAGCAACAGGCUGCCAGGAGGCACCAGGGCAAGCACAGACCCUCUUUGCUCAGACAUAGUCAGAAGCUGCACUUGCCACACCAUCCUGCUUUCUUGCCCCAAGGAGCUAAGUUACCCUGAUUUCUCCCAUGAUGGAAAAUGACAACCUUACCCAGCCUACUGCUUAGAGGUCUGUGCUUAGAACCAGGUGCUUCCUGGCAACACCUUUCAAAGUGAAAAUGUUUUGUCUAGUAACUCCACAGUAACGUAGCAGAAGCUGCACUAAAGUAUAGCUCCACUGCUGGGGACUUUACUGCAGCUGCAUCAGACUGGCAAGUACUCUGUGUGGGGUGGGGGGGAGGGAUGCUUUGUGGGUGGGAAAUUCUGACCAAAAGCAAAAUCUUGCUCUUCUGCUGCAGCCAGUCUUCUGUCUUCCUAGCAGAGGAAGGAAGGGGGUCAUUUUAGUGCAAAGGUGACAAGUGUGCAGAAAUCUAGAACCUCAUAGGAGCAUGCACACCUGACAUGGUGCCAUGAGUUGAGGUGGCCCCCAUGCCCUGUGCCAUGCUCAGCUGGUCACUCUUGAAGCACAGCAUUUUUAAAUGGAAAGUAUUACUUUAAAUGUGGCCUCCUAGCAGGGGAGCAGCAUUUGCCUAGAUUCUUGAGCGCCAAUCUUGGGUGGCUUUUGUUGGGUCAGAAAGCCACCUGGUGCUGGUUAGAAGCCCUCUCGUGCAUAGAGGGACAUGUAAAUGGAAAGAUGCUCCAGAUAUUGACUAGGUAGACCCUGGUCUCCCUCCCAUUUCCUCUUAAUCUGAAUAGAAACCCUGAAGAUUAUGGACUGGUUUUCCUAAAUUGCCAAUGUAGCUCCAUUCAUAUUCAUCGUGGCAGCCUAGAGCAAUGUAUUUUAUGUUGUUCCGGCUGGGUCCAAAGAGAAUAAAACACUGAUGUACCUUGUGGCUGGCUUAUUCCCCUGGAUUGUGCAAGGAGUAACCAAUCUACAUGAUAAAUCCCCCCAGACCUGGACAGGGGCAAAGCCAGGCUUGGGAUACUUCAGUGUGUUCUUUCCAGAAUGCCUGGCAGUUGCCAGAGAUUGCCCAUGAAGGUGGGUGGGGGUGGGUAGGUCUUAUUUGCCUUUUUUUUUUUUUUUGGAAAAAUAUCCAGAAUGAGAUGGGAGCAUCUUUCCUUCACCUGCUUUUGUGUCUGUUGUGGAGCUGGAUGAGAUCAUGUAAACAGGACACAAAGGCAGACGUGCUAACAUCGGGCAUCUCAUUCUUAUUUUUUAUUUUAAUUUUAUUUUGGGGCUGGGUUUACCUAUACAGGACCCGUGGACUCCUGCCAGUAAAGGGAGGCCUUGUGCGGCUUCUGGUGCAUGGCAUUGUCUUUGCCAUGGUGUGCCAUUGUUGCCAGCAGCAGGCUGACCUAUGCUGCUGGUGCCAAGCAUGCCAUGGGUUUGUGGGGCACAGCUACCAUUUCCCUGGCAGAAUAUGGAAAAGGUAAUCCCAAGUGGGAGCACGCUAGAUCUGCUGUGACACUUGUGAUGCGCCUCUGCUAUGCCAGGAUCUCCCUUUUGGCAGCAUUCCAGAGUUCUGUGCAGGGGAUGGGUGGGGUGGGGUGGGAUGCAGAAAUAUACAAAGAUAACGGCUCUGCUGUGUCUUAACCAGGAAUUGGGGGGGGGGUAUCUGGAAGAAAAAUUAGUUUCUAUUCCCCUUAUUGAAACAAAACUGGAAAACGUCAUGGGGAGGGAUGUUUUGUUUUCAGUUCAAGCAACAUUGUCUUUCAUUAGUCCUCGGUCCAGGCCAUGUUCACUGUGAACAGUGGGGACUAGAAUUUGGAAAUGGGAUGGGGUGGGGCGGGAGGGAAGAUAAAAAAAAAAUUGAACUGGUAACUGGCAAAUGUCCAGUAGAGCUCAUGUUUUUGGUUUGAUAUGUGUCUGCGUACACAAGUAUGUAAUAAAAGGCUGAGCAUAUCUGUGUCAGAGGGCAGAAGUGAUGGAUGAUAAAAGCCUGACUUACUUUUCAAGAGAGAAUUAGCUCAAUAAAAGCUCACUGGGACUCAA